This is a messenger RNA of Penicillium egyptiacum, 1359 nucleotides long. Lineage: Eukaryota; Fungi; Ascomycota; Eurotiomycetes; Eurotiales; Aspergillaceae. The record is from the annotation of a GenBank genome assembly.
AUGCUGAGUCAGCGCGUAACGUCACCUCUGGGGUCAUUCCAGAAAACGGCACAGCUAAGCUCCGCGGAGCUCUCGCCUGUCACCUCAACACUCAUCAUACUCACCAUGAGCUCCGACAACGCCUCGCCGCGGGCAGACCAGAAAUACAACAACGACUCCUCAGAUGGCUCCCUCCGAGCCCUCCCUGGCCACAACCCCGCGAUCGCGAAAUAUAACAAGGUCCACUUCCGACAAGAGUCAAUUGUGAAGCCUGAUCUUUUCACAUUGUACUUUGGAUUUUUCGGCACAGCAGCCUGGACGAAAAAGGUUGCGAGCACAGUGAACGAGCGAGUGGAGAACCAUUACGUGCUAACAGCACGAUCCCCGACCCAAGAUGAAUUCGAUGCAAUUGUUGAGCACGGAACGCGACGCCUGUACUACGCGCGCACAGGUUUACCCGUAAGCUCAUUCCUCGGAACAGCAUUUCUCUACCGCCAAGCACGCAAGUCACCAAUGUUCCCGCGCAAUCCCACGCCCGCGGCGCUGUUUAACACGGUGCGUACCAUGUUCACCGAGCCCAGCCUCAGAGGCAACAUCGGAUCAGCCGCAUUCAAAAUGCUCUUCAUCGUAUCUCUUGGUAGCAUGGCUUCGACCGCUUACGCUGUCACCAAAGAUGCCAUGAACAUGUUGACGGACCCGCGACUGAAGGGGUUCCUCGAGGACAUGCGCAAGACGAAGCCCGAGGACGUGCGCAAGCGCAAGAUGCAGGCCGCUCGCGAGCGCGUAUUGAGUAUGCGCAGUGGUGAGCAAGAUGUCGGCUCCCAGAUGACCGGCACGCCUGCUGGAUACGCGGGCGGCGACGGGUACCAACAGGAGCUGCCGUCUUACGAUGCCCCCGCGCAGCCAAAUUCUUACUCUGAAUACGUGAGCUCUAAUGAUACGAACGGGAAAUCUCAGUCUGCUUCAUAUGAGCCGUCUACAUCGGAUUCGAACGGUGGUGCAGUCUGGGCACGCGGCAGGAGCACUCAACCCGAGUCAAAAUCGGCUUUGGAUCUCAUGGAUGAGGACGAUGCUAGCCCUACAGCUGCGGAAUACCGGAAUACAAACAUUUAUGGAUCAGCAACUGGCGGUGCUUGGGACCGGAUCAGACGGCAGAAUGCUGGAGCACGUCCCCAGCCUCGACAGCAGCCCGGCAUGUCACAGCCUCCAGUGAACCCUUACUCUUUCUCUGCUGAGUUUGGCCAGAGUGAUCAAGAAAAGUAUGACUCUACUCAGAAGACUGAGAGGGAUCAAGCACAGGCAGAGUUUGAUCGGAUGAUUGAGGCGGAGAGGAACAUUGGCAGUGAACGCUCACCUAGAAACCGAGGCUGGGGAUCUUGA